UAAUUCUCUCUCUCUUUCCUUCGUUUCAGAAAUAUUUGAUGGAGUUCGGCUACGUUAAUGGCCCAAGUUUAGAGAUGGAAAAUCUGAUGAGCGAAGAGGCUCAGGUGAAAGCAAUCCGUAGAUUCCAGGCUUUUGCUAAUUUACCCCUCACAGGACGUCUUGACCAUCGGACAAUAGAAUGGAUGGAAAAACCUCGAUGUGGAAAUAAAGAUACUUUACCGGAUGAUACGUGGGGAAAUGCGAGAAAGAAGCGAUACGUUAUAUCUGGAUCGCAAUGGGAGAAGACGAAUCUGACGUUCAGGUUCCUAAACUACAGUCCUGAUGUGAAGUUUACCAAAAUCCGGACCGUGAUAUAUGAAGCUUUCCGCGUCUGGAGUCAGGUGACCCACCUCACUUUUACCGAGAUUAUGUUUGGAUCAGCCAAGAAGGAUGCCGACAUCCGGAUUAUGUUUGCCCAAAAGUUCCAUCAUGAUGGAUAUCCAUUCGAUGGACCAGGCAAUAUUCUGGCUCACGCAUUCUUCCCGGGUGAAAACAAAGGAGGAGACGCACAUUUUGAUGAUGACGAGAAUUGGACAGUCGAUUCUGAUGAAGGAGUGAACCUGUUUAUGGUAGCAGCUCAUGAGUUUGGUCAUGCUUUGGGUUUGUCCCACAGCAAGACCCCAGGAUCACUGAUGUAUCCAUGGUAUGCCGGAAAACAGUCAAAAUAUUAUACCCUCCCAAAAGAUGAUGUUGAGGGCAUCCAGAAACUUUAUGGUGUUAAAAACAGUAAUAACACACCUGUGAUAGUUUUAGUCCCUAAUCAUGAAGGAUCUAAAGAUGAUAAAGAGGAGAAAAAUGAAGAAGAAGAAGAUGAUAAUAAAGACGAAGGCUUCGUUGAUGAUUGCACCCACAAAUUCGACGCUAUUACCAGAAUUAGAGGUGAUGUUUACAUCUUCAAAGGAAAGUAUUUCUGGCGUUGGGAGUCUGGAGGCAUGAAAGACAGUUCUCCAAUACUAAUAACACAGUUUUGGUACAACUACCCGGAAGAUAGUGUUGAUGCUGUCUUUGAACGGAAGAAAGGUUCCAAAAUUAUGUUCUUCAAAGGUAACAAGUACUGGUUGUAUGAUGCCAAUCAUAUGGAGAAAGCUUGGCCCAUUGAAGGCCGACCCUUGACAGAGCUUGGUCUGCCAGCAGACCUAAAGAAGAUCGAUGCAGCUUUCACCUGGAGCUACAACAAACGUACUUACCUGGUCAGUGACGAUAUGUACUGGAAGUUUGACGAGAACGAAAAUUAUGUUGUCUAUGACUACCCACGAGAUAUGAAAAUUUGGCAAGGAGUCCCAACACCACUUGAUGCAGCUUUCCAGUUUAAUGAUGGAAAGACAUAUUUCAUAAAAGGCAAACAUUAUUGGGAAUUCCUAGACAGUCAAAUGCGUGUGAAGACAAAACAACCAACUGGCAAUAAUUCCGAACGUUGGAUGCAGUGCAAGACACCACCAAAGAACAUAGGAUUUUCAAAACCCAGCCAUGAAGAGACCACUCCUUCAAAGGGUUUCUCUGCCCACUCUCUAAUGGCACUACCAAAUCUAGUGCUUCUUUCUCUCCUCACCUCAUACUUAUAGCUCGCAUCUCUGCUGUCUUUACUAUCAAAUCACGCUAUUGUUGCUCUUGGCAUUCUUGUUGUUGUUGCGACCUGUUUUACAAUCUUUCGCAUUCUCUUUUCGCAUUUUUUCUCAAAAAAAAAAUAUUAUUAAUUCAAAAACAACAAUUAUUCCCUGCCAAGAAUUUCAUUUUGCUUUUAUUUUCUUUUUUUUGCAUCUCAAUGGAUUAAAGAGGAAUUUAGCUUUCUUACAGUGAAACCCUCUCUUUAUUUCUCUAAACAACGGAAACUGGGGAAUUUUAAAAGAAAGGAAUUCAAUGAAAACUGAUUUAACUAUAAAUACCAUACACACACACAUGCACACACACACACACACACCAGAUUAUAUAUAUAUUUAUAUAUAUGUGCGUAUAUAUAUAUAUAAUGUGUGUGUGUUGAUGGAUAAAGACAUGGCUGUAUAUAUAUAUAUAAUAUAUAUAUAUAUAUAUAUAUAAAUGGCUCUCCACUGGUUUCGAUGGUGACUAAGUCACCUUUUCGAUCAACUAAAUUAUAUUCUCAUAUUAAAAUGUGGCUGGCUUCAUAUAAUCCACAGCCAGAAUCAGGUGAUAAAGCUGGCCCUUUAAAUUACAGAUGCAGCCCAACUGACAAGCUUCCAAGGAACUGAGUGUGUAUGUCUAUGUACACACACACACACACACACACACACAAACACAAACACACACACAUGCGCACACACGUGCACACACACACACACACACACACACACACACGCACGUGCACACACACACACAAGUUUUAUAACAAGGCUAACUUCAGAAGUUAUCAGAAAAAGGAUGUCAAUUCAAUACUCAGAUCUAAAAAAAAAUAUGUAUCACUAUUAAAAUAUUAUA
Octopus sinensis (East Asian common octopus) is the source of this 2469-nucleotide messenger RNA. RefSeq names its product matrix metalloproteinase-2. The transcript is spliced from 8 exons. The coding region runs from base 39 to 1601 and encodes 520 amino acids. Gene Ontology annotation, biological process: collagen catabolic process; extracellular matrix organization; proteolysis. Gene Ontology annotation, cellular component: extracellular matrix. Lineage: Eukaryota; Metazoa; Mollusca; Cephalopoda; Octopoda; Octopodidae. Gene Ontology annotation, molecular function: zinc ion binding; metalloendopeptidase activity. The record is from RefSeq and is a predicted model, not a curated record.